This is a messenger RNA of Corylus avellana, 2519 nucleotides long. Lineage: Eukaryota; Viridiplantae; Streptophyta; Magnoliopsida; Fagales; Betulaceae. The record is from RefSeq and is a predicted model, not a curated record.
UUUAAGAUUUGUCUUCAGAACGCAAUUGACUAUUUGAUCAGCCUAUGAGACAGACAAAAAAGAACAUUAUAGGAACAGAAACCAAAGACAACAUCAAAACGUUACUGUUCUGUUCAUCCGCGCGGACUGAAUGCGUUUGAGAGCGGUCGCUUUAUAGUAGAUGGAGGAUGAUGAAGAAGAGGACCUACGAUCUCUCUCUCUCUCUCUGACUUCAUGAGUUUUAACUACAAAUAGAUGUUUUUUGAAUGAUGAUGAUUAGAGAGAAGAAGGAUAUAAACCCUCUCUUACUGAAAUUUGGGGUGGCUUUAGCUAUUUCUUUUGCUGGAUUUCUCUAUUCUCGCGUCAGAGCCAGAAGGAUCAAGCUCUCCUCACCUCCUCCCUCACCACGCUCUUCGGAUAAUGGCAGUGAAGUUACUCUGGACCUACAUUCCAUCAAGACAACAUCCACUUCCAGCGAUCCUGUUUCUGUUGCCGAAGAAAAAUAUGAAGAGAAACGCAUGCCAAAGGCCAGUAUUGAUUGCAGGGUUAAACACUCUCCCAGCAGUAAAAUCAGUGUAGAUAAAGAUGGGUUCCUCUUGCCAGAGUUUGAAGAUCUUGUGAAGGAGUUUAACUCUGCUCCUGCAAAUGCUGGCUUCUCUCCCAAGAAAGAUGAUGAAACACCCAGGCUCAGGUCAAAUAUGGAAACUCCAAAAGCCUUUAGGAGUGCUGAAAAGGAUCAAUAUGAGCAAGAGAUCAAGCACCUGAGAAACACGGUCAGAGUGCUUCGGGAGAGGGAGAGGAAUCUUGAGGUUCAAUUGCUCGAGUAUUAUGGCCUUAAAGAGCAAGAAACUGCCGUCAUGGAGAUCCAAAAUCGAUUGAAGUUAAACAAUAUGGAGGCUAAGCUUUUCACUCUCAAGAUUGAGUCGUUACAGGCAGAUAACCAGAGACUAGCGGCACAAGUGGCUGAUCAUGUGAAUGUGGUGGCUGAGCUUGAGGCUGCAAGAGCAAAAAUUAAAAUGCUCAAGAAGAAACUUUGUUCUGAAGCUGAACAGAACAGGGAACAUAUCUUAGCCCUUCAGGGAAGAGUUGCAAAGUUGCAAGACCAGGAAUACAAGGCUGAUCCAAGUGAUCCGAAAAUCCAAUUAAAGCUGCAAAGACUAAACGAUAUGGAGGUUGAGGCUGAAGAGUUGAGAACGUCUAAUAUGAGAUUGCAGGUUGAAAAUACUGAAUUGAGUCGGAGGUUGGAAUCUACACAAAUCCUUGCAAAUUCUGUUUUGGAAGAUCCAGAGGCAGAAGCAUUUAGGGUGGAGGGGGAGAAUCUAAGACAUAAAAACAAAGACCUGGAAGAGGAAAUCGAGCGACUUCAAGCAUAUCGAUGUUCUGAUGCUGAAGAAUUGGUCUAUUUGAAGUGGAUAAAUGCUUGCUUACGAUAUGAGCUUCGAAAUUAUCAGCCUCGUGAUGGUAAAACAGUGGCAAGGGACCUAAGCAAAACAUUAAGCCCGAAAUCUGAAGAGAAAGCAAAGCAGUUAAUUCUUGAGUAUGCAAAUACUGAAGGGGUGGGAGAAAAAGGGAUCCACAUUAUGGACUUUGAUUAUGACCAAUGGUCAUACUCCCAUGCUUCCAUUCUUACAGACUCUGGAGAGCUUGAUGAUACUUCUGCAGAUAAUUCGCCUGCAACCAGAACCAACAGUUCGAUCAAGACUAAACUUUUCAGCAAACUUGGGAGAAUUAUUCGUGGGAAAGACAGUCAUGAUAAUCAUGUUUUAUCAAUGGAGAAGUCUGGAUCUUUGGAAUGUGGAGACUCUCCAAGGUGCAGUUCAAAUAUUUCAAGAGGAACUGAUGCUGGAACUGAAAGGCAUGGCAGCAGACUUGUUACUCCUCAGGAUUCAUCUAGACCUUCUCUGGAUCUCCACCGAUUCAGGAGUCUAAGGGAUGAAAGUAUCAAGGAUAUAGAUAGUGUCCAGAAAUAUAGUGAUUUGGGAUCCUCUUAUGGAUACAAGAGGUUUGUUUUGAGUAGGGGAAGUGCUGAUUGGGCUAUCACCCCUAAAAGCCUACUUGAUGGAGACUUGGAUGCCACUGAGAAAUCUGAGCUGGUGAAAUAUGCAGAAGUUUUAAAGGACUCUCAUGGUGGAUCGCCGAAGUUUCGUAAACGAUCAGCAUCUGUUAGUUUCUUUUGACAAAUUGCCAUCACUAGCUGCAGCACUUUCACACUUCAUCAACCUUUUAUACACAUGCAAUCAAACAUAUGGUGAAGAAAUUUACUAUUUGAUGCCAUGUGACAAUUUCUUUUGGUUAGAAACCAGUCAGAAGCUUAUUGUACCUUGUAUGUAUGUUUGAUUUUUUUUUCUUAUUAGAUGCAUGUUUAAACAUUGAAAGUCUCUCUCAGUUGCACAUUCAAUCUGAUGACUCAAAACAAAGUUUUCUAAAGAUUGCAGCUAAAUGGUUAAUCUUUUGGCUUAUAUCUUGUGUCCUAAGCGGUUAUGAUUGUAAAAUCAAACAAUUUUAUAGGUGAAUUGUGAGUCCACGGCUUUGUGAGUAAA